Verticillium alfalfae VaMs.102 is the source of this 456-nucleotide messenger RNA. RefSeq lists its product with no specific name. The coding region runs from base 1 to 456 and encodes 151 amino acids. The record is from RefSeq and is a predicted model, not a curated record. NCBI's taxonomy places the organism in Eukaryota, Fungi, Ascomycota, Sordariomycetes, Glomerellales, Plectosphaerellaceae. The transcript has 2 exons.
AUGGGCCGCACUCUGGCGUAUACGACCGUGAAGUUCUUCAACAAGAAGGGCGAGCUGGCUGCGAGGGGUAGCCACACCAAUCAGGGAGACGAGGAAACUGACUCUUCGGAGGUACUUCCCUCUGCCACGACGAGCGCAUGCAAACGCGCUGACUAUCACCAAGCCCACGGUACUGACGAGAAGCAGCGCGGCGAUUGCGACCAGCAUGCGGUUAGCUGCGAUGCGGUUGCUGCCGCCCUGGCCCUGAGUUGGAACGACAAACGGGCUCGAAGUCGCGUCAUCAUACACGGACCUGUCGGCAUCGACAGCAAGCCCAAACUGCGCGAUGGCCAAAAUAAUGAGGAGCGCGGUAAAGCAAUACACGACGAGCCUUGCGAAACGGGGAUGGCUAGUGUGGCCACCCGCCUGAGGGAUCUGGAUGGCGAAGAGGAGUUCCCAAAUAGCGCAAAUGAGUAA